GUCAAACUUCCAACAUUUCCUCUCUUUUUCAUUGUACUAAAAACGGAGGAAUCUUCCUCCAAAAAAAACAGAGCAAACACAAUGAAGUCAGAGACUGUAACAUUGAUGCUGGUGAAUCUCGCAGCCAUAAUGGAGAGGGCUGACGAGUCAUUAUUACCGGGAGUGUACAAAGAAGUUGGUGCCGCUUUGCAUAUAGAUCCUACUGGCUUAGGCUCCCUUACUCUGUUUCGAUCAAUCGUACAGUCUCUUUGUUACCCUCUGGCUGCUUUCUUAGCUUGCAGACAUAACCGAGCUCAUGUCAUCGCUCUCGGAGCUUUUCUUUGGGCGGCAGCCACCUUUCUUGUCGCCAUUUCAAAUACUUUCUUUCAGGUGGCGGUCUCAAGAGGCUUAAAUGGAAUUGGACUUGCUAUUGUCAUACCUGCCAUUCAUUCCCUUGUUGCAGAUUCAACUGAUGAGAGCAAUCGCGGCAUUGCUUUUGGAUGGCUGCAACUCACUGGAUACGUUGGUUCCAUCAUCGGUGGAAUGUUUUCAGUACUAAUAGCCUCAACAUCAUUCUUGGGUAUACCCGGUUGGAGAAUUGCAUUCCAUCUGGUUGGACUAAUAAGUGUUCUAGUUGGUAUUCUGGUUCGCAUCUUCGCUAAUGAUCCUCGCGAAUUUGAAGCUGAUAGUAAAGGUAAAGAUAAAAAAGCACGCAAGUCUUUUUCAUCAGACAUGAAGUACCUAAUCAAAGAGGCAAAUAUGGUUAUUAAAAUCCCAUCUUUCCAAAUAAUUGUGGCUCAAGGUAUCUCUGGAACAAUUCCAGGCUCAGCUUUAUCAUUUGCCGCUAUGUGGUUAGAACUCAUUGGUUUCUCCCACAAAUUAACUGCAUUCAUCACGACCUUAUUUGUAAUUGGUUGUUCUCUUGGGGGUCUGUUUGGAGGAAAGAUGGGGGAUAUUCUUGCGAAACGAUUUCCUAAUUCUGGGAGGAUAGUUUUGUCUCAGAUUAGUUCCGGCUCAGCCAUUCCUAUAGCAGCAAUUUUGCUUUUGGCUUUGCCGGACUAUCCAUCCUCAGCAUUUGUGCAUGGUCUGUUUUUCUUCAUCAUGGGAUUUUUCAUUUCCUGGAAUGUUCCUGCGACAAACAAUCCAAUAUUUGCAGAGAUAGUUCCUGAGAGAUCGCGAACAAGCAUCUAUGCGUUGGAUUCAACAUUUGAGGAUAUACUAUCAAAUUUUGCUCCAUUCGUUGUUGGGAUUUUGGCUCAGCAUGUUUAUGGUUAUAAACCAAUUCCCGAGGGAGCACCAGAUUCAGGAGAGAUUGAAACAGGCAGGGAGAAUGCUACAUCACUUGCCAAGGCAAUCUACACAGCAGUUGGAAUUCCAAUGACAAUUUGUUGCUUCAUUUACUCCUUUCUUUAUUGCACAUACCCUGGAGACCGUGAGCGCGCAAAGAUGGAUGCCUUAAUAGAAUCAGAAAUGCCAAACUUGGAAGCAGAUUAUUCUCCAUCAACUCAACUUCAUGUUUCAGAAUUGAAAAUGAUGAAUAAAGAGAAAGAAAGCAGAAUCGACAUCAAGCAUGGAAGCGAGGAGAGCCCUGAUUUAGAUGACAAUGAUGAGAAUUCUCUUCUUUCCCAUCAACUAUAACAUUGUCAUGAGAUUUACAAACUGAUUAACAUAUCUAGAAAAGCUGGACUAUCUGAUUGAACCUACAUAAACGAUGGAAAUACUUCGCAACACGAUUUUUCUGAACUUCAUUUAUAAUUUAGUUCCCCUCAAGCUGUAUAUAUUUCCCAGGCAUGAGGAGGUUGACUAGUUUGUUCUUGUCUUGUUCAUUUAUUUACUUAAUAAUACAAUUUGUACCCAAGUAUCAGUUAUGCAGAUUUGUUUUCCAGAUUUCGAGUAGA
This is a messenger RNA of Pistacia vera, 1877 nucleotides long. RefSeq lists its product as uncharacterized. Bases 82 to 1617 code for a protein of 511 amino acids. The transcript is spliced from 3 exons. Gene Ontology annotation, molecular function: transmembrane transporter activity. Gene Ontology annotation, cellular component: membrane. Gene Ontology annotation, biological process: transmembrane transport. The record is from RefSeq and is a predicted model, not a curated record. NCBI's taxonomy places the organism in Eukaryota, Viridiplantae, Streptophyta, Magnoliopsida, Sapindales, Anacardiaceae.